Seminavis robusta is the source of this 1875-nucleotide messenger RNA. NCBI's taxonomy places the organism in Eukaryota, Bacillariophyta, Bacillariophyceae, Naviculales, Naviculaceae. The record is from the annotation of a GenBank genome assembly.
AUGAGAUUGAGCAGCGACGGCAGCGAAUCUUUUUCGCUGGUUGGAGAUGAUUUUUCAUUUCAGAGUGAAGGGAGGUCUCUCUUGAAGCUGGAUAUCCAUAGUGACAAAGGAUAUUCUCAUACUCGCAAUAUCCAAUUGAAUCAGCUCCUCAACAAGGCGGGAGAGAUCGCCUUUCGCAGACUAGUGGGCUUGAUCCGUAGAGGCAGCAGCUCGGCGGUCGGCCUGAGUCAUGUCAAACCGGAUGAUUUGUCUGUUCUGAUUAGCUAUUGUUCCAAAGACGACGACAAUGGUAGUAGCAUAGUGAUUGGAUCCAAUGAAGAACUCCGGCAUGCCAUCAUGGACAUGGAUACCAACUCGGAUGUCUUGCCAUUAAAAGUCGUGAUCACAGGACCCCCAAAAGAAGAAGAAGAACCCGCUAUUACCCAAGAGCCAUGCGACGAGGAAGACGAGGAAAGCCGCCACGACGCCAUCUUGACGGCCAUUGGAGCCAUGGAGGCACGACUCAGCUGUCAGCUUACCACUGUAGUGGGAGCCACAGAGGGACGCUUGCAACAAACCAUCCUCUUGAGCCAGCCAAAGGAAAAAGAAGAAAAAGAAGACCCACCAAAGAAGUCCGCUGCCACGAUCACAGAACCCGAGGACGUCAACAGCAAGACCCGUGUCGUGGUCCAGCAAUUCAUUGCGGAUGUCUGGAAUGGAUCCUCUGACCAGAAAACGGCCAUUACUCAGGUCUGUGAUCCCAGAGUACGUCUCAGUGGGGCUGCCCAGUGGGACAUCCAUAGUACUACCAAUAGCUCCAGUAGCACGUUGUUGCAACGAGUGGGCAUUGAUGGCCUGACCAGUCGUGUCGCCCCGGUCCACCAAUCACUCAAGAACUACAUGUGCGAGAUUCACUCCAUGGUCGUGGAAGGCAACAAGGCAUACUGUCGCCUCCGUCAUUAUGGAGAACACACCAAGCGUCCCAUUAUGGGAUUUGAGCCCACCGGUCGUGAGGUUUCCUGGACCGGUGCCAUGGAGUUUACUCUGUCUUCAGAAACAGGAAAGAUCCAAACCGUUUGGGAACUCGGUGACAUGAAUCUCAAAGCCGUAUUGGAAGAGAAUGCCACCAUGCAGCAGCGGCAAUAUUUUGGUGACAACCAAAACAAUAUCAACAUCAAUGGAGACGACAGUGUCGCAACGGCUCAGGCCUUCCCGGCGUCGGAUGUGGCGAGUGUCGAUGACAUUGGCUCUGUAGCUGCCGUCGUUGCUCAAACAAGGGAGCAUGUCGAUGACAUUAGCUCGGUAGCUGCCGUUGUUGCCCCGGCUGCAGCUGCAAGGGAGCCUCAGGCUUUUGCCAGGAGACAUUCGUCGUUGUGUCGCCCCGUCAACAGGGCCCGAGUCCUGGGGUUUCUCAAGAACGUCACGACCAUUCCAGUCGCUGAGGUUACCACUGCCGAGUGCGAGUGGGUGCAACAACCCGGUAGGUGCGACCCACCCAGCAACACGGAAGAGGCGUCGGAGGAUCCUCCUGGCACCUUGGAAGAGGAUGAAUAUGCCGAAGAUGACGCGAGCCAGGCAGAUAGCGUUCCUUCCCUCGUAGAGUCCGUUGGCUUGGAGCCCCCAAUGUUGAUACACGGCAGCGCCACCGGGCAACACCACGAAGGCAGCCAUGAUGCUGAGGAUGCCAGCGAAUAUGACACAGAAACCAACGUUCAUGUCGUGGCAGAGGAACAGCCAGAACAUUUCGAUAUUGGCGAAGGAGAAACCCAACGUUCCGAUCCGCCGUCCGAAACGGAGUCUACAGUCGAUGACCAGUCUGCAGUCGAUGAUCAGACUGACGUCGAAGCCGAGGACGCAGAUACAAAGGACAACAACGAAGAAGAAGGCGAGGGCUGA